AACUGCCACGUGGGGAUGAGAUUUGCUGGGCUGGUAGCAGCGGCUGCUGCGGGAGGUCCCGCCCACGUGAAGCCAGCCUAACUGAGCUCUGGACUUUGGGGACAGCUGUCAGUGGCCUAGGCCGCAGGUGAGAUUUAUCCAUUCAUCUCUCAAUCUAUUUUCUUUCUUCAUUCACUAGCCACUCCCCCACUUCUACUCUAUGCCAGGUCCAUUGGUAGGUUCUCGGAAUGGAUCUGACAGGCCCAGCCCUCUAGGAACUUAGUCUAGUGGAAUUUAAUCUAGAAUCUAGUCUAGAAGCCUUAAAUAGAUAAACAUUCGAAAUGAUUCCUGCAAUGGUGAUGGCUAAUACCUUCAGAGCCCAGUGGGUGGAAGAAGGAAGUAACUUGGAAGUGGGUGGAAGAGAAAAGGGCAAAUCAGGGAAGGUUUCAUCAGGGAAGGGACUUUUGAACUGGGCUUUGAAGGUUAACUAGGAGUUUGCAAAUUUCCCAGAAGGGAAGCGACAUUCCAAAUAGGGGAAGCAGAACAGGCUGCAAAAUUAUGAAAAGGCCUGCCGUAUUACAAGAACAGCAAAAAAAACAAUAAUGCAAGAGAUUGUGGAGGACACCAUGAAGCAGCUGCCAGUCUUGGAACCUGGAGACAAGCCCAGGAAAGCAACAUGGUACACCUUGACUGUCCCUGGAGACAGCCCCUGUGCUCGAGUUGGCCACAGCUGUUCAUAUUUACCCUCAGUUGGUAAUGCCAAGAGAGGGAAGGUCUUCAUUGUUGGGGGAGCAAAUCCAAACAGAAGCUUCUCAGACGUGCACACCAUGGAUCUGGAAACCAGGACGUGGACCACGCCAGAAGUGACCAGCCCCCCACCAUCCCCAAGAACAUUCCACACAUCAUCGGCAGCCAUUGGAAACCAGCUAUAUGUCUUUGGGGGCGGAGAGAGAGGUGCCCAGCCUGUGCAGGACACGAAGCUGCAUGUGUUUGACGCAAACACUCUGACCUGGUCACAGCCAGAGACACUUGGAAAUCCUCCAUCUCCCCGGCAUGGUCAUGUGAUGGUGGCAGCAGGGACAAAGCUCUUCAUCCACGGAGGCUUGGCAGGGGACAGAUUCUAUGAUGACCUCCACUGCAUUGAUAUAAGUGACAUGAAAUGGCAGAAGCUAAAUCCCACUGGGGCUGCUCCAGCAGGCUGUGCUGCCCACUCAGCUGUGGCCAUGGGAAAACACGUGUACAUCUUUGGUGGAAUGACUCCUGCAGGAGCACUGGACACAAUGUACCAGUAUCACACAGAAGAGCAGCAUUGGACCUUGCUUAAAUUUGAUACUCUUCUACCCCCUGGACGAUUGGACCAUUCCAUGUGUAUCAUUCCAUGGCCAGUGACGUGUGCUUCUGAGAAAGAAGAUUCCAACUCUCUCACUCUGAACCAUGAAGCUGAGAAAGAGGAUUCAGCUGACAAAGUAAUGAGCCACAGUGGUGACUCACAUGAGGAAAGCCAGACUGAUACACUGCUCUGUUUGGUGUUUGGUGGGAUGAAUACAGAAGGGGAAAUCUAUGACGAUUGUAUUGUGACUGUAGUUGACUAAUAAAACCCACAUUUUUAUUA
This is a messenger RNA of Pan troglodytes (chimpanzee), 1591 nucleotides long. RefSeq names its product Rab9 effector protein with kelch motifs (gene RABEPK). The transcript has 7 exons. Gene Ontology annotation, molecular function: protein binding. The record is from RefSeq and is a predicted model, not a curated record. Bases 582 to 1571 code for a protein of 329 amino acids. Lineage: Eukaryota; Metazoa; Chordata; Mammalia; Primates; Hominidae.